UCGGUACAGACAACUCAGAAACUCAGCAGCUCCCAAGAGUUCCUCAACGCGCUUCUUCUCUCUCUACCACUCGAAUACAAUUUUUUAAGAUUCCAAAAUAAAUUUGGAUUCAGUUUAUUCGUCGUGCCUGCCCAGUUUGUCCGUUUACAUAUAUUCCAGUGAUUUGCCGAAAUAUUAGUGCGACAACAUGAGGAUCUUUCUAGCACUUUUCAUCUUGGGGCACGCCCUGGCUGGUGUGCCACACUCCCAGCAGCUGACGGCCCAGAUAAACGCUGACAAAUUGAAGCACAACGAUCGACUUCUGCCGAUCGUCGUCCAGCAGAAGACGCCCAACGUUCCGGGUUCCGGCGUCCGCAUUCUGCGACAGCAGCCGGCCGGAUACCAAUACCAGCAGCCACCGACACCUUCCUUCUUCCUACCGACCCAGGCUAGCAAUCAAAUCCAAGCGGCUGUGACGUUACCGCAGCAAUUGCUGCCAGCGUCGACGGCUCCUCCGCCAACCUUGGCCGCCACGACUUACCCGGCGACGGCCUACCUGCCGCCGUCCACCCCGCAACCGACGACGGCCGCUCCGGCGCCUCCGCCGCAGGUGAUUAUUGUUGAACCCAUUCGACCGGUGACCAUUCCGGCUUUCAUCGCUCCGGCCACCACGGCGCCCAUUACUCUGCCGCCGGUGACCCAGCCGACGAUCCUUUCGUUCCCGCCACGACCCACCGUCGGACCGGUUGUCAUCGAUCCGCCGGCCAUGAACAUGGCCCUCAUGCCACAAUUGCCCACUGUCCAGAUGGCCCAAAUCGCUUCGUUGAACGUCGACUGCGCCAAAGAAUCGAUGCUGGUCAAAAUCAAAUUCGAUCGCCCAUUCGGCGGAUUGAUCUACUCCAAGGGUUUCCAUAGCAACUUGGAUUGCCAUUACGUCCGGUACGGAUCGAACCGCGACUCGUACGAAUUUCUCAUCCGCUUGGAAUCGUGCGGAUCUCAGUGGGUCGAUGCCUUAGCCAGCGGUGGACAGGCUUACCUUGAGAACGUCAUUAUCAUCCAGAACGAGCCGGGCAUCCAAGAGAUCUGGGACACUUCUCGCUCGAUCCGCUGCUUCUGGGAAGGAUCGCUGGAGAAGACGGUCUCCUACGCCUUCAACAUCGACAUGCUGGACACUCAGAUCGUCAGCUUCAGCGGCGAUUCGGCCACGGCCAGCAUGGACAUCCAAAUCGGCAAGGGACCCAACGCUCCCAGCGUCAACGGACUGGUGAAGAUUGGCGACACGUUGACGAUGGUCGUCGCCAUCGAGGGCGACCCAGGCUUCGACGUCCAGGUCCAGGAGUGCAUCGCCCACGACGGCGACCGUGCCAACGCCGUGACGCUGACCGACAAGAGCGGCUGCGUUCUCAAGAAGAAACUGAUGGGACCGUGGCAGAAGACCACACAGACCGGCCGGCCCGCAGUGUCACUGGUCGCCUUCUCCUUCUUCCAGGCCUUCAAAUUUCCCGACCAGAUGGAAGUCUUCCUCGAAUGCAACGUCGAACUCUGCAAAAACGGAUGCGACGUCUGUCCGGAAGACGCCAGUCUCUUCGACAUCCGCAGCAACCGCAGCCGCCGUAGCGCCAACAACGCCACUGAAAUUUCGGACGUCCGCCUGCGCCGAUCGCUGCGCGUCAUCUCCAACGAGGACAUCGCCUACAAACCGGAUUCCCACUCGGUCGUGACACUCACCACAGGCAAUCGUCACACGAAUAAAGAGGACGUGUGCAUGGCUCUGAGCAGCUUCAUCGUCGGCCUGGUGGUCAUUCUCAUUAUCUUGGUUAUAUCUUGCAUCAUGACGGCUUUGCUCUGCGUGAAAAUUCGUUCGGCCACCGUCGGGACCGAGUCCAUCUACCCGCCGAGUUCCACCUAUCACGCUUUUUCGUCGUCUGCUUCCAAAGCCUGAACAAGAAUUUGGGCGCCGUUUUUUGAAAAAAUUGAAUUACCAAACAAAGUCUAUUUUUUAUUUCAAAUAUCGUGAUCGCUUAUUUCUCCCAAGCCUUGGGUCGCCGGGUGCGAUCAAACCGUUGAUAUUAUACCUGUGAAUAAUAAUGAAAGAAUUAUAUAAUUUUUUUUUUCGGUUGUAUUGAUUCAGAUAUUUUAUGCUCAAUACAAGGCAACGAUUGGUUGUUA
Messenger RNA from Daphnia pulicaria, 2148 nucleotides. RefSeq lists its product as uncharacterized. The transcript has 8 exons. NCBI's taxonomy places the organism in Eukaryota, Metazoa, Arthropoda, Branchiopoda, Diplostraca, Daphniidae. The record is from RefSeq and is a predicted model, not a curated record. The coding region runs from base 188 to 1921 and encodes 577 amino acids.